AUGGAGGAUUCAAAAUCGAAAAGAGAUCCACAACAAAUCCUGUGCAUAUGUACUUAUAGCUUACAAGUGGAGGAUUCAAAAUCGAAAAGAGAUUCACAACAAAUCCUGUGUAUAUGUACUUAUAGCUUACAAGUGGAGGAUUCAAAAUCGAAAAGAUAUCCACAACAAAUCCUGUGCAUAUGUACUUAUAAUUUACAAGUGGAGUAUUGGUACCGCGGUUGUAGCGGAAGAGGUUUUGUGCUUGUGUUCGUAGAAACACAGGUGAUGAGGAAUACAGCAAACGAAUCUUUCACAUCGUUUGAGACUGCCGAUGCCUGUUUUUGUAUGAUUUUUCAAGGAUAA
Adineta ricciae is the source of this 342-nucleotide messenger RNA. The record is from the annotation of a GenBank genome assembly. Lineage: Eukaryota; Metazoa; Rotifera; Eurotatoria; Adinetida; Adinetidae.